This is a messenger RNA of Adelges cooleyi (spruce gall adelgid), 3065 nucleotides long. Its product is annotated as alanine aminotransferase 2-like. The record is from RefSeq and is a predicted model, not a curated record. The coding region runs from base 471 to 1916 and encodes 481 amino acids. Gene Ontology annotation, biological process: biosynthetic process. Gene Ontology annotation, molecular function: pyridoxal phosphate binding; L-alanine:2-oxoglutarate transaminase activity. The transcript is spliced from 13 exons. Lineage: Eukaryota; Metazoa; Arthropoda; Insecta; Hemiptera; Adelgidae.
UUUGUUUGAUAACGUUUACUCCUUAUGUCCCCAAUAAUUGUAUGCUUCAAUUUCAACCUAUUAAUAAAUUCUAAUGGGCUUUCAUUAAAUCGUGCAAUAAUUCUCAAAUACUCGCCCCGGUUACGACCUAAUAAAUUGGUAUUUGUAGUCAAAUCGUCACCGUUGGCGGUUUACCGUUCAAUUAGCACUCUUGACUCAAGUCACAUCUGUAGUUUUUUCUUAACUGUUACCAUGUUACUGGAAUUGUGAACCCAACCCAGAAAAAAUCAAUUACAUAAUAAUAAUAUUAUUAUUAUUUCUUUGGACUUUGGAGUCGUGUGUUACUAUCACAGUUUAACUAUAAAAAUACUGUUGUUGAUUAAGAUUAAUAUUAUAGUUUUUAUAAUUAUUAAUUUUUAAAUAUUAAUAAAUAAUAACCUAUUACUAGGUUGUUGUCUAUAAAAUCGAGGAGCUUUCAUACCAAUCUAAACAUGCAACUUGGUCAGCGGACACUUACGUUAGACAACAUGAACCCAAAUAUUAAGGUGAUGGAAUAUGCAGUCAGAGGGCCCUUGGUAAUUAGAGCUACAGAAAUUGAAAAUGAAUUAAAAAAAGGUGUCAAAAAACCAUUCAACGAAGUACUUAAAGCAAACAUUGGGGAUUGUCAUGCAAUGGGACAAAAACCUAUUACAUUUAUAAGACAAGUACUUUCCUUAGUUUCACAACCAGAAUUAUUGGAUGAUGCUCGUUACCCAGAUGAUAUAAAGAAACGAGCAAAGGACAUAUUAGAUGGAUGUCGUGGUGGCAGUGUUGGAUCAUAUACCGAUUCGCCUGGCAUAGAAAUAAUACGUAAACAUGUGGCACAAUAUAUUGAACGCCGCGAUGGUGUCCCAUGUGAUUAUUUGAACGUUAUUUUAUGCGCUGGUGCAUCUGAUGGAAUCAAGUCUAUUCUUCGAUUGAUGGUGGCUAAUGUUGAUGGAAAGAAACCUGGUGUUAUGAUUCCUAUUCCUCAAUAUCCAUUGUAUUCUGCUACAUUAGCAGAAUUUAAUAUGGCGCAGAUUGGAUAUUACUUAGAUGAGUCUAAAAACUGGGGAUUGGAUAUGAACGAACUAGAACGUUCACUUGCAGAAGCCAGAAAGCAUUGUAAUCCUAGAGCUAUUGUAGUUAUAAAUCCAGGAAAUCCGACUGGUCAAGUUUUAACUAAAGAAAAUGUAGUUGAUGUCAUUAAAUUUGCAUAUAAAGAAAAAUUAUUUUUACUUGCUGAUGAGGUAUAUCAGGAUAAUGUUUAUGCUGAAGGAAGCCAAUUUUAUUCAUUUAAAAAAAUUUUAACCGAGCUAGGACCUCCUUAUAGCGAAAUGGAGUUGGCAUCAUUUAUGUCUUGCUCUAAGGGUUAUAUGGGAGAGUGUGGUUUAAGAGGAGGUUACACUGAAGUUAUUAAUUUAGAUUCAGAUGUCAAAGCAAUGUUAAAUAAAAGUAUUUCAGCCAUGUUGUGCCCUACAGUUCUUGGUCAAACAGUUAUGGAUUGUGUUGUGAAUCCCCCACAACCGGGAGAACUGUCUUAUGAAAGUUUUCAAACAGAAAAAACUAGUGUAUUAGAAUCAUUGAAAGAACGAGCAAUAUUAGUGGCGGAUACAUUUAAUAGUAUUCCCGGUGUGUCUUGUAAUCCAGUUCAAGGAGCCAUGUAUGCUUUUCCUCAAAUCCAAUUACCAGAAAAAGCUAUUAAAGAAGCAAAAAAUCAAGGAAUCGAUCCCAACGCGUUUUAUGCAUUUCAGCUUUUAGAAAAUACUGGUAUUUGUAUUAUUCCUGGUUCUGGUUUUGGUCAAACCGAAGGAACAUAUCACUUCAGAACUACUAUUCUACCACAACUGGAUAAACUUGUUACCAUGCUUGAGAGUUAUAAAAAUUUUCAUUUAAAAUUUCUUGAGCAAUGGAAAUAAGUAUUGAAUAACAAUUUGGGCAAUAGUAAUAUAAUAAAUGUUUAAUAUUUAAUUAGUUAGUUGUAUCAACAAAUUAUGUCUAACAUUAACAAUAGGUAGUAUAGUUAAACUGAUUAGCCACUUCAGAAUUUUCCUAAAUUUUACAAACUUUGUUGACCAAAGAUAAAUAUUACUGUAGUUUGUACUUUGUUUAAAAACAAAUUUAAACUUUACUAGACAGUUAUGUUCCUAAUCUUAAAAUUAUUUUACAUAGUUCUUAUUUAUUUGACUUUUUUUGGUUUCAAACUUGUGUUCUUUAUAUUACUAUUAGCCAUACUAUUUAUCUCUGUGUUUGACCAAUGAUUACCGACUAUUUAUAUUUUAUCCUUUUGAUGUUACCUUAACUAUUGUCAUUUCCAAGACUGUAAAAACCAAAAUUAUUAUAUAUUUAUUUAACACCUUAUUUCAAUGACCUUUGAUUCCUAAACUAAAAACUUGAAUACUAUCUAUUAAGAAUAAUUCAGCGAUGGUAUCAUAUAGGUAUCGUUGAUAUGAGCGAUAGGAUUUCAAGUUAUUAUAUUUAAUAGUAUAUAACGUAAUAUCUUUUUUUCUUAUUUAAUGGAAUGUAAUAAUUAUCGUCCAUCCAUUUUCGUACUUAUUAUAAAUUACUAUGACCAUAUUCAUCAUUAUAACAUUUUUAAACAUCAAAUCUUAAUAAUUCUUGAAUUGUAUGACUUUUCCUUAUUUAAUUUAUAGCUAAUAAUGUUUAGGGAUACUUGUUUUUAUUUUCUGUAAAAUGAUUCAUAUAAUAACUGACCAUACCCUAUUUAUAUCCAUCCUACUACUACUUAAUUUAUUUAACAUCUUGGCUAUUUUUUUAAGCAUUUAUCAUUUACAACUCAUGACUAAAAAAAAUUGUUUUUAUUUUACAUUAUGUAUACUUUUGUUUUUGUUUUUAUUGUUGUUAUAGAUAAUUAAAUGUUUCGUGUAUACUAAAUUGUAUACGGUAAAUAUUCACAUUUAAUAUAUUUUAUUGAUAUAGUUUCAGAUUAAAAAGUAACUAUGUAAUAACAUUGCUAAUGUAAUGUCGGUUAAAUAUGCUUUUUAACAUUAAAAUAUAUUAAAUAAGAUAUUAAUAUGUAUUUUAAUAAAACAACUUAGUGCUAUCAA